UUUACAGGAACGGGUGCAGCUCAGCAAACCUCCUCGAAAUAGCACUCAACGUCCACACGCACACGCGCGCGCCCAAUCGCAGGAUCUACAGUUCAGCCGCUUUUCGGUGGCUUACAACUGAAGUUUAAUCAAACUUAUUAUUAAACUUCAAUUGUUUGCUGUGAUGGUCGUUAUCACACUCACACAGCUGAACAACAUGAAAUGAGAGCGAACAUGGUGCCCUUCCUGGUUUUGCUGUUUCUCUGUCAACGGAUUUCUGCCACCGAAGAUCUGAAAAUUAUCACAGCUGAGUCUGGACAAAAGAGCGUCACUCUGACAUGUCGAGCUCCAAACAACAGCAAGAACCUGAUAGGUGUGGAGUGGAAUAGAGCUGACCUGAAAGAAGAAUAUGUCCUCUUGUAUCGGGAUGAGCAGUUUGUCCCAGAUUACCAGCAUCCAUCUUUUAAGAACCGGGUGGAUCUGAAUGACACACAGAUGAAGGAUGGAGACGUGUCUCUGAUUCUGAAGGAUGUGAUUACUGCCGAUGAUGGGAUAUACGUGUGUCGUGUCCUCAUCCCAGGAACAAAGCGCAGAAAGAGAACUGCUGAACUGUCAGGAGCAUCAGACUGA
Messenger RNA from Maylandia zebra (zebra mbuna), 609 nucleotides. The record is from RefSeq and is a predicted model, not a curated record. Lineage: Eukaryota; Metazoa; Chordata; Actinopteri; Cichliformes; Cichlidae.